Messenger RNA from Tetrahymena thermophila SB210, 327 nucleotides. RefSeq names its product DNA-directed RNA polymerase subunit. The record is from RefSeq and is a predicted model, not a curated record. Gene Ontology annotation, cellular component: RNA polymerase III complex. The transcript has 2 exons. Gene Ontology annotation, molecular function: nucleic acid binding; DNA-directed RNA polymerase activity; zinc ion binding. Gene Ontology annotation, biological process: termination of RNA polymerase III transcription; DNA-templated transcription. NCBI's taxonomy places the organism in Eukaryota, Ciliophora, Oligohymenophorea, Hymenostomatida, Tetrahymenidae.
AUGAAUUUCUGUCCUUUAUGCGCUAAUGCUCUUAUUAUUCAGAAUGUUGGAGGAAAUAAUAGAUUUUCUUGUAGAACAUGUACAUAUUUUUAUCCACUACUAAAGAAAAUAGAAACAGUAACAUACUCUAGAAUGGUUAAAGAUGAUACUAUUCAUGAUAUUUCUCUAUAAAAAGAAUCUCUAUAAACUGAUAAAGAUAUGAUUUGCCCUGCUUGUGAGAAGAGAGGUGCCUAUAUAAGACUGGAAUAAGAUAGAAGUCUUGAUGAAGGCUAAACAUAACAUUAUAUUUGUAAAAAUUGCUCACAUACUUGGAAAGAUAUGGGGUGA